AUGAAACAAGAAGGUCGGCGGCAUUCUUCCGCACGCAAUCGUUUGCGUAAUGAUGAUUUCAUCGCUUUUUGGCUCACAUCCAAUCAGCAACCUGGAUAUGUGCCGGCAGCAAAUCAGCCACCGAAAGCUGUGCACUUUACUUCACGCGAUUCCAUCGCUGAGUCAUCAGAUACCUCCUCAACGGACAGCAGUUUGACUGAAAAACCGAAAUAUCUCAAUGGAGGAUAUGGUUGGGUUGUGGUUGCAUUCAGUUUUAUCCUUCAUUUCAUUGCGGACGGUCUCUCUUUCAGUUUUGGUGUGCUAUUCCCCAAAAUUCAGGAGCGUUUCGGUGCGAAGCGUUUUGGAGCCAGUUCUGUAGCAUCUUUAUUCUUAUCACUUCCUUUGCUUUUGGGACCAGUCGCCGGCUUCAUCACUGAUGUGUGCGACUGCAAAAGGACGAUUUUGAUUGGGGGAAUCAUCUGUUGCGCUGGAGCGGUAACAUCAUAUUUUUGUCAGUCAAUUUUAAUGUUCACCCUGUGCUUUGGAGGAUUGAUAGGAGUAGGGCUUUCAUUAGUCUACAAUGCUGCCAUCGUCAUUGUAACAUAUAACUUUGAAUUGAGAAGAGGAGUGGCUACAGCUCUAGCUGUUUCUGGUACUGGUGUCGGAACCAUAAUAUUCCCAUUAUUUCUGAAAUAUUUUGUACCCGAAACUGGUACUGACAUAGGUCCAGCAAUCAUAGCAAUUUCUGUGGUUCUCUCUAUCAUUAUCCUUAUCGGACUUGUUGUUAGAGAUGUAGAAUGGCAGAGUGAUACACCAGAGUACAAGAUGAAAGUGUUUCACAAAAGACUGAAGAAGUUGCGGGAAGAUGAGGAGAGCAUGAAAAAUCAAGAAUGCGGUCGAAUGAUGAAAGUGUUUCACAAAAGACUGAAGAAGUUGCGGGAAGAUGAAGAGAGCAUGAAAAAUCAAGAAUGCGGUCGAAUGUUUCAAGAUGUGGAACCUCGUCGCGCCUGCUCUCUGCCAUCGAUGCCGUCUUACUUUAGACCAUUUAUGAAUAAGCUAGAUUUUAACGUAGAGGAAGUCAAAGAUGCCGUGACCGCUCUUCAAGACCAUCCAACGCGGUCACGAUCUGUAGGAACAUUUAUGAACAGACCGCGAACGGUAGAUUUGCCACCAGCUCCUGAAUUCUCCAUGCUUGGUGGACAACUCAAACAUCUCGAGCACUUGAAUUUACAUCUAGACAAUUCACCCUGUACCACUGUUCAUUGCAAACCGAAAAGUAGAAUGCCUAAUAAAACUGCCAGAAGCAUGGAUGCUAUUGAUAACAUCGAACAUGACAGCGAAUAUCCACUGAUGAAAAUGUCAGUCGGCAAUGGAACUAGUAGCGAGGAGCCUUUGGAAAAUGAAGAGAGCAGCGAGUCAGAUUCUGAAAUGUCAAACGAUGGGGAUUCCUCGAGUUCAGAACUGUCAGAUACGUGUCUCAACAAAACCAAAGUGAACAAUAUUAUCAACGCCACCAGUAACAAUAACAACACUAAGCUUGUUGUGAAUGGGCUUCCAAAGUUGGAACUCAACAUUACAGAACCAUCGCUUCCAAUGUCAGCUCGUCUUUUACGGACCUCUUUGGCCCCAGGUAUGACGGGAAAUCGUAUACCUGCCGGAAAUGCGGUAGCCAGGUACCGUGGUCCAUCCAAUCUGAUUGCUUACCAGGGCAAGAUACCAUCAGCCCCUACUCUAGCGGUGCGCAAAAAAAGAAAAAAUCUCCUUGCAAAGCUGCACCUCAGAGAGAUUGGCAAAGGUUUUCACGAGGAGAUGGUCCUCUAUCGUCUUCUUGUAAGCGAAUCUUCUUUCGUUCUGUUCCUGAUGAGCGUAACGAGUCUGUAUUUCGUGCUGGAUGUUCCAUAUGUUUUCUUCUAUGACUACGCUGUUGACAAUUUACAUAUUGAAGAAACAUCUGCAGCAUGGCUCACUUCUAUUAUUGGAGUGGCUAAUCUCCUAUCAACAUGGAUUUGUGGAGUGAUAUCGGACGCUGAUUGUGUCAAAUCGCGUUUGUUUACUGUUUACGGGAUUGCAAUGUGUGGUCUAACUGCGUGUAUGUGGAUAGUAACGAUGGUCUCUGAUACGCUAGGAAUGGCGUUGAUUUGUGCGUGUUUCGGCUUCUUUAUCUCGUCAAACUAUGUGCUUCAAUCAGUUAUGCUCACAACUAUGUGGGAGGAUAUGCGAAACUUUCAAAGUUCAUAUGCUUUAACUUCAUUUUGCGAAGGAAUAGCUACAUUGUUUGGACCUCCAGUUAUCGGUUGCAACAAGGCUGGCAAGAGGAUUACCGAUACUCGCAAUCCAGGUCUAACCAUUCAUACACCAGUCACAAUUCGCUACGUACGUGAUCGCACUGGUUCUUACCAGUCAGUUUUCAUCGUAUCUGGUUUCCUGUGCCUCUCAAGUGCAAUCCUUUCGUUUGUUGUGCAAGUGAUCCUCAACAAAAGGAACGGGAAAACGCGUCUGUUAUGA
Molecule: messenger RNA, 2484 nt
Organism: Ostertagia ostertagi
Lineage: Eukaryota; Metazoa; Nematoda; Chromadorea; Rhabditida; Trichostrongylidae
Source: the annotation of a GenBank genome assembly